Caenorhabditis briggsae is the source of this 978-nucleotide messenger RNA. The coding region runs from base 1 to 978 and encodes 325 amino acids. The transcript has 3 exons. Lineage: Eukaryota; Metazoa; Nematoda; Chromadorea; Rhabditida; Rhabditidae. The record is from RefSeq and is a predicted model, not a curated record.
AUGUUGGACUUACCAUCUUCCUCAUGUUGCCCAAUGACUCCAUUUCCAUUUAAAUCCAAUUUGGCGAUUUCUUUUGGUUUUCGACGAAAAAAUGCUGCUAGUUUACUUUUACUGUUCGAUUCUGGAAUUUUGAAAAUUUUAAGAGCUGGAAAUUCGAACCUCAGAAUUUCCGAACCUCAGAAUCUCAGAAUCUCAGAAUCUCAGAAUCUCAGAAUCUCAGAAUCUCAGAAUCUCAGAAUCUCAGAAUCUCAGAAUCUCAGAAUCUCAGAAUCUCAGAAUCUCAGAAUCUCAGAAUCUCAGAAUCUCAGAAUCUCAGAAUCUCAGAACCUUAGAAUCUCAGAAUCUCAGGAUCUCAGAAUCUCCGAAUCUCAGAAUCUCAGAAUUUCAGAAUAUCAGAAUCUCAGAAUUCCAGAAUUUCGAAAUAUUUCAAACUCCCAAACUCAAUCUCCGAGUUCUAGGAUCUUAGAAUCUCAGAAUCUCAGAAUCUCAGAAUCUCAGAAUCUCAGAAUCUCAGAAUCUCAGAAUCUCAGAAUCUCAGAAUCUCAGAAUCUCAGAAUCUCAGAAUCUCAGAAUCUCAGAAUCUCAGAAUCUCAGAAUCUCAGAAUCUCAGAAUCUCAGAAUCUCAGAAUCUCAGAAUCUCAGAAUCUCAGAAUCUCAGAAUCUCAGAAUCUCAGAAUCUCAGAAUCUCAGAAUCACAGAAUCUCAGAAUCUCAGAAUCUCAGAAUCUCAGAAUCUCAGAAUCUCAGAAUCUCAGAAUCUCAGAAUCUCAGAAUCUCAGAAUCUCAGAAUCUCAGAAUCUCAGAAUCUCAGAAUCUCAGAAUCUCAGAAUCUCAGAAUCUCAGAAUCUCAGAAUCUCAGAAUCUCAGAAUCACAGAAUCUCAGAAUCUCAGAAUCUCAGAAUCUCAGAAUCUCAGAAUCUCAGAAUCUCAGAAUCUCAGAAUCUCAGAACUUCAGAAUCUCCGAGUUCUAGAAUCUUAA